AUGGACUCCGAAAACGCCGAUGUGCUCCGCGCCAAGAUCUACGAGCUGACCAGCCAGGUUAUGCUCCUUCCGGGUAAGACUAUGGGGCUCCUGGGGAUAGUACACGGCAAGGGCGAAUGUUCCAUCCCAUGCAUCGGCAUCGAGCAAGAGCGCCCGCCUCCUAGUUAUAACGCUCCCCGCCCCCCGGCGGACCCACAAUACUGCAACUGCAAUCACUAUACCCUUCCAACGCUGUUCCAUCCUAUCACUGACCCCUAUCCCUCCCCGCGCCCCGCAGUCCGCGGAGUCUACCUCGGCCUCGUCCACGCCGGCGACGUCGCAGAGCUCAGCGCGCGCGCGGGCAAGGAACUAGAUGACGGGCUCAAAGCAAUCGCGCAGCGCCUCGUGCCGCGCGGCACCGGAGCGCCGGUAACGGGCACAUUCACGCAGGCCACCGAAGAGAUCAACAGACUUCUCAAUAAGGUGGCGCUGCGGGUCGAUCCCGUGCCGGGUGGGUGGGAUGCUUAUGUUCUUGCAUUUAGGAACCCUAACAGGGGGCGGUACUUGAGGCUGGGGGAUGCAAGGCAGGCACACCUCGGCAAGACCCCAGAGGGGGAUAGGAAGAAUGCAUUGUACUACGAGACGUUUUUUCAGCUGUUGCAGUUUCGUGGGAUUGAUGUUGAGGCGCUGCCGUAG
This is a messenger RNA of Morchella importuna, 675 nucleotides long. RefSeq lists its product as uncharacterized. Lineage: Eukaryota; Fungi; Ascomycota; Pezizomycetes; Pezizales; Morchellaceae. The record is from RefSeq and is a predicted model, not a curated record. The transcript has 3 exons. Bases 1 to 675 code for a protein of 224 amino acids.